AUGCAGACAGCAUACAACAUCACCGAAUGUUCCUUCUUCCCAGCCUCCAAGCGGGCUGCUGAAGGAGGUGUUUGCAAGAGCAGGCCUUUGGACUUGGUGUUUAUCAUCGAUAGUUCUCGUAGCGUCCGGCCUCUGGAAUUCACCAAAGUGAAGACCUUUGUAGCUCGAAUCAUUGACACUCUGGACAUUGGGGCAGCUGAUACGAGGGUGGCUGUGGUGAAUUAUGCCAGCACUGUGAAGAUAGAGUUCCAGCUCAACACCUACUCAGACAAGCGGGCCCUGAAACAGGCUGUGGCUCGGAUCACACCCUUGUCAACAGGCACUAUGUCUGGGCUGGCUAUCCAGACAGCGAUGGAGGAAGCCUUCACUGUGGAGGCAGGAGCUCGGGGGCCCAUGUCCAAUAUUCCCAAGGUAGCUAUUAUUGUGACAGAUGGGAGGCCCCAGGACCAAGUGAAUGAGGUGGCUGCUCGGGCCCGGGCAUCUGGCAUUGAGCUGUAUGCUGUGGGUGUAGACCGGGCAGAUAUGGAGUCCCUCAAGAUGAUGGCUAGCAAGCCCCUGGAAGAUCAUGUAUUCUAUGUGGAGACCUACGGAGUUAUUGAAAAGCUCUCUGCUAGAUUCCAGGAAACCUUUUGUGCUCUGGACCCGUGUGUGCUUGGCACACACCAGUGCCAGCAUGUGUGCAUCAGUGAUGGCAAUGGCAGGCACCACUGUGAGUGCAGCCAAGGGUACACCUUGAAUGCCGACCAGAAAACAUGUUCGGCUGUUGAUAAGUGUGCCCUCAACACUCAUGGAUGUGAACAGAUCUGUGUGAAUGACAGAAAUGGCUCAUACCACUGUGAAUGCUAUGAAGGCUACACCUUGAAUGCAGACAGGGCAACUUGUGCAGCUCAGGACAAAUGUGCUUUGGGUACACAUGGUUGCCAGCACAUUUGUGUGAAUGACGGAGCCGGGUCCCAUCACUGUGAAUGCUUUGAGGGCUAUACUCUGAAUGCAGAUAAGAAAACUUGUUCAGUCCGAAACAAGUGUGCUCUGGGCACACAUGGCUGUCAGCACAUCUGUGUGAGCGAUGGGGCAUCAUCCUACCACUGUGAUUGUUUCCCUGGCUACACCUUGAAUGAUGACAAGAAGACAUGUUCAGACAUUGAGGAAGCAAGAAGCCUCAUCUCCAUAGAAGAUGCUUGUGGCUGUGAAGCCACACUGGCAUUCCAGGAGAAGGUCAGCUCCCAUCUCCAGAAGUUGAACACCAAACUUGACACCAUUUUGAAGAGGUUGCAAGUGAACGAAUAUGGACAAGUGCAUCGUUAAACGGCUCAAAAAUUCUCGCCUGGAAAUGUGGAGUGCUUGGCAUAUGCAAUACUUAUCUCCGUCGUUCCUGCUAAUAAUCUGCCAUUAUAAAUGCUUGACCAUUAUUCAGGAGACCGUAUGAGGGUUUCCUGGAGCAUCAGUAUCAUUGCUCAAGGGAAUAGAUGUGCAGACCCAUAUAAAGAGCACACUUUAAUGCCUCUGAGAUAUGACUGUGAAAUAAUAAGAUGAAAAGUGAAAAGUUUAAUGUUUUGUUAUCUCCUGAUAGAGCCAUGUAAGUUAUAAAUGUUUAUAUUAAUAAGACAAUCAUAUUCAUAAACCUUUCCACCUCUUUUUGCUUGGUCAUAUUUAUAAUACAAACUAGCCUUACUAUUGAGAGUGCAGAUUUUAUGGAAUAUUUACAUAUAAAAGUUCAAAUAAUUAAACUGAGAUGAAUAUAUUUAGAAUUGUUUAAUACUUUUGUUUUUUGCUAAAAUAUUAUCAAAGGGAUUAUAAUGUGAUAAACAAUAUAAAACAACCAUGGGAUUAUAAUAUAUGUAUCUACAAAUAAUUUACAGAGGUUAAGUGAAUGUUACAUGGCACUUUUAAUUCAUUAAGGCCAUAAAAACGAAUAACUAAAGAGAAAUGGAUGAAAACUUAGGGUGCAAAGAUUUUUUCCAAGGGGGAAAAAUCUUGAAUUCUAUCAUUUUGCUUUAGCAUGUAAUUGGCAAAAUUAUAGAUUUAUAAAAUUAGUGUAACAAGCAACAAGAUAUAAUAUUACCUUUUUAAAAAUGUUUGAAAUCAGUCUAUAAAUUUUUUCACUCAAACUAUACCUAAUAACAUGUACUUUUUAAUUGCAGCUUAUAACUUUUGGAAUAAAGCAAUUCUUUAAACU
Messenger RNA from Cricetulus griseus (Chinese hamster), 2176 nucleotides. Lineage: Eukaryota; Metazoa; Chordata; Mammalia; Rodentia; Cricetidae. The record is from RefSeq and is a predicted model, not a curated record.